Messenger RNA from Hevea brasiliensis (rubber tree), 855 nucleotides. RefSeq names its product protein mago nashi homolog. NCBI's taxonomy places the organism in Eukaryota, Viridiplantae, Streptophyta, Magnoliopsida, Malpighiales, Euphorbiaceae. The transcript is spliced from 3 exons. Gene Ontology annotation, biological process: RNA splicing. The coding region runs from base 114 to 635 and encodes 173 amino acids. Gene Ontology annotation, cellular component: nucleus; exon-exon junction complex. The record is from RefSeq and is a predicted model, not a curated record.
AUGUAGAGCCCUGGAACUAGGGCAGCGCUCAAUUCAACUGAAAGGGGAAGUGAAUUCGGGGAAGUGAUUGCAAUUUGCGUUUGUGAGAGAGAGAGAGAGUCUAAUUCGCAAAGAUGGCAAUGGCAGCAGAAGAUGAUGAGUUCUACCUUCGAUACUACGUGGGACACAAGGGGAAAUUCGGCCACGAGUUUCUUGAGUUCGAGUUCAGGCCAGAUGGCAAGCUUCGUUAUGCCAACAACUCCAAUUACAAGAACGACACCAUGAUCCGCAAGGAAGUCUUCCUCACCCCUGCCGUCGUUAGGGAGUGCCGCCGUAUCAUCUCCGAGAGCGAGUUUUUUGUUUGCAGUUUUUGUGGAUAUGUGAUUUCUGAGUUGGUUCAAAUGAUUUGGGUUUCUCAGAUCAUGAAGGAAGAUGAUGCCAACUGGCCAGAACCAGACAGGGUUGGGCGACAAGAGCUUGAGAUUGUGAUGGGAAACGAGCAUAUCUCCUUCACUACCUCAAAGAUUGGGUCACUUGUCGAUGUCCAGAGUAGUAAGGAUCCUGAAGGACUUCGUAUUUUCUAUUACCUUGUUCAGGACUUGAAGUGCUUUGUUUUCUCCCUCAUCUCACUACAUUUCAAGAUCAAGCCUAUUUAAGUGCCCUUAUGCUGAUCACUCAAUUUGUAUCAAGGGGUUAUUUUUGUGUAAAUGAAUUUUGCUUGUGGGAUUUGUUAUUUGCAUGACUUGAUAGUUUUGUUGCUUUUCGAGGAACUGUUUGAGCUGUGUAAUGUUGUAUGGGCAUAAUGGUUCCUCAAUUGAGGAGUAAUUUCAUGAAACGGAAAUGCUAAUGCUAUGAAAUUUUUACGUUUCAUUAUCA